This is a messenger RNA of Physeter macrocephalus (sperm whale), 974 nucleotides long. It is a transcript of the gene NANOS1, whose product is annotated as nanos C2HC-type zinc finger 1. The record is from RefSeq and is a predicted model, not a curated record. Gene Ontology annotation, molecular function: zinc ion binding; mRNA binding. Gene Ontology annotation, biological process: oogenesis; negative regulation of translation. Gene Ontology annotation, cellular component: perinuclear region of cytoplasm. NCBI's taxonomy places the organism in Eukaryota, Metazoa, Chordata, Mammalia, Artiodactyla, Physeteridae. Bases 102 to 974 code for a protein of 290 amino acids. The transcript has a single exon.
GGCCCCACCCCGAGGCAGGCCGGCGGGCAGGUUCGGCGCGUCCCUUCCGUCCGGCCCGCGCCGGCGGCGGGGAGGCGGCUCGCGCGGCCCCCAGCCCGCCCAUGGAGGCCUUCUCCUGGGCGCCCCGCUCGCCCCGCCGCGGCCGUGCCCCCCCGCCCAUGGCGCUCGUGCCCAGCGCCCGCUACGUGAGCUCCCAGCGCCCGGUGCACCCGCAGCCCUUCAGCUCGUGGAACGACUACCUGGGGCUCGCCACGCUCAUCACCAAGGCGGUGGACGGUGAGCCGCGCUUCGGCUGCGCCCGCGGCGGAGACGGCGGCGGCGACGGCUCCCCGCCCUCCUCUUCUUCCUCGUCGUGCUGCUCCCCCCACGCUGGGGCCGGGCCCGGGACACUGGGGCCCGCGCUGGGGCCGCCCGACUACGACGAGGACGACGACGACGACAGCGACGAGCCGGGAUCCCGGGGCCGCUACCUGGGGGGCGCGCUGGAGCUGCGCACGCUGGAGCUGUGCGCGGACCCCGCCGAGGCUGGGCUGCUGGAGGAGCGUUUCGCCGAGCUGAGCCCUUUCGCUGGUCGCGCCGCCGCCGUGCUGCUGGGCUGCGCCCCCGCCGCUGCUGCCACCGCCGAAGUGGCGCCGCGCGAGGAGCGGGCCGCGGCGUGGGCGGCUGAGCCCAGGCUGCAUGCCGCCUCCGGGGCGGCCGCCGCCCGGCUGCUCAAGCCCGAGCUGCAGGUGUGCGUGUUCUGCCGGAACAACAAGGAGGCGGUGGCGCUCUACACCACCCACAUCCUGAAGGGACCCGACGGGCGAGUGCUGUGCCCCGUGCUGCGCCGCUACACGUGCCCCCUGUGCGGCGCCAGCGGUGACAAUGCACACACCAUCAAGUACUGCCCGCUCUCCAAAGUGCCGCCGCCGCCCGCCGCCCGCCCGCCGCCGCGCAACGCCAGGGACGGCCUGCCCAGUAAGAAGCUGCGUUGA